GGAUCGGAGGCCUCUCCCCCUCCCAGGCGGCUUCUCCCUGGCCCGCACGGCAGGGCCCGCCGCUCUCGGAGACAGAGCGGCGCUGAGGACCGCGGUGCAGGCUUGAUCUUUGCCCUGAGUCUAAACCUCUACUACCUCAACCAGAUUCUUAGUGGUAAAAAGCAGAGUGUCCGUUUGGUGCAUUUGAGGAACUCAGGAACUUUGGGCAACACAGGCACCCUAGAUGAGACUGCCUAUGAAAGACUGGCAGAGGAGACACUGGACUCCUUGGCAGAAUUUUUUGAAGACCUCGCAGACGAGCCCUGCACAUUGGAGGACUAUGACGUCUCCUUUGGGAGUGGCGUCUUGACAGUUAAACUGGGCGGAGACCUAGGAACCUAUGUGAUCAACAAGCAGACCCCAAACAAGCAGAUCUGGUUGUCUUCUCCCUCCAGUGGACCCAAGCGCUAUGACUGGACUGGGAAAAGCUGGGUGUACUCUCAUGAUGGCAUAUCCCUCCACGAGCUGCUGGCCACGGAGCUGACUGAAGCCUUAAAAACCAAACUGGACUUGUCUUCCUUGGCCUAUUCUGGAAAGGGCACUUGAUGGCCCACCAAGGUUUAAAGAUAUUAAAUGCUGUGUGGCCAAGAUCUCAGCUUUCUUCUGCAGCCGAGUGUUUUUUCCCAUUACUGCUUUUGCGGGCAGCCACAGAAUGUGUAAACCUCUGUGAAAAGAACAUGCUAACACCCACCCUGCCCCAGAAUGUGAUUUUUAAUUUCUACAGAAUUGUUUUUGUCUGAUUACCUCCCUCACAUGAUACGUCGUAUCUUCUCUGUUAUCCUAUUUCCAUACCUUAAUACAGUAAGAACCUUACAAAAAGAAAACAAAGAAAAAUCCCAGGAGGAGAAAUCCAUUGUCUUCAUUCUUUGAAGGUUUUACUGCAAGAGCCACCUGAAGAGCAGCCAGCCACCCUCACCAUUGUGUCUGAAAAUAAGACUCUCUGAAGUGUAGUUUUUAAAUGUCUCCGUGCCUCUUCCAAAGCAUACGCACUGCUGAGCCCUUUGGUACUGUUGAAAGAAACUCAGCUGAAGAUCAUUCCCCACUUGUGCUUUGUGACUUAGGAUAUGGCCUGCAUUGUAUUAUCUGGGUACCUGGUACUUUUGCUUCCAUAGAUUUGUAUAUCUGUGCACUCACACGCACACACUGCGUGUGUGCGUGUGUGUGUGUGCUUUUUACUUAGUUUGAAACCCCCAAAGACAAGGAAGGAAAAAAUUUUUCCAUAACUGGAAGGAUAACAAGCAGUGCUGUGAAGCUGAGGAGGUACUUUGUAAAUACAAAGGGCCAAAUGUGACAGUGAUACCAGUCAUAAAAUAGCAGUGGUGCUGGACUGCGCUCCAGCCCUGAAACAGGUCUGUCUGUGCACACAUUCUCAAAGUCCCUGCACCCCUCUUGUCUCAUCUGUUAAGUAAAAGAAUAGAAACGAUUCCCAACAUCGAGAGGUCCUGUCUGUUGACCCAGUGGGCCAGCUUUAAUUCCUACUAGUUAGAUGAAGAGAUGAUUUUGAUCAGUUUUUUAAGCAAUAGAGUAAAUACAGUGUUGCAGUGCUGAUCUCCUGGAAUUUUGGUUGAAGUCAUGUUAAAGUACUAGCUGUCCUUCGUUAUGCUGUCAUUGUGUUAAGCCUAACACACCAUAUUACUGUUUUAAAAUAUACAUGAAGCAACAAGACUCCAGAACAUAAAACUGACCCAGAGUUUAGGGUGGUUUUGUUUUGUUUUGGUUUGGUUUUAUUUUGUGGUGGCACCAGGGAUGGAACCCAGGACCU
Molecule: messenger RNA, 1801 nt
Organism: Fukomys damarensis (Damara mole-rat)
Lineage: Eukaryota; Metazoa; Chordata; Mammalia; Rodentia; Bathyergidae
Gene: Fxn
Product: frataxin
Exons: 5
Biological process (GO): intracellular iron ion homeostasis; iron incorporation into metallo-sulfur cluster
Cellular component (GO): mitochondrion
Molecular function (GO): ferrous iron binding; ferric iron binding; 2 iron, 2 sulfur cluster binding
Source: RefSeq, a predicted model, not a curated record